UCCAGUGAAAAAGCUUUUCGAAAGUGGGAAAGCGCUACUUACUUUUUUAGUCACAAAUCAAACAACCGGCAGUUGUCAAAACGUUUUGAUUUUUAAAAUUGUCUCAAAAUCAAAUUUUUAACUUGAAAACAUUCGGAGGAUUCAAAAAUCAUCAUAUCUGUUUAACAGCUUAUCUACAAAAUGCUACGCCAACUCAGGAUGACGAUGGAUAUUUCGGGAUGGAUAUUCCUGCCGUGGAGACGCUCGGCGUCAAAUAUAAAGGAUACCCCGCCGCUACCGCUGACCAGCACCCUUAAUGAUGUGAUAGUGGACUACGAGGACCCUGACUAUCUUCCCUUGCCUGAGUAUCCUGUGCGUCCCAAUGAGCCUUUGGAUGUUCGUAAGCAGCGGCUUUUGUAUCAAUCACGCAAGCGGGGAAUGCUUGAGAACGAUCUCCUCUUGAGCACCUUUGCGGCCAAGCACCUCCAGAACUUUAGUGCAGAACAGACGGCCCAGUACGAUCAGUUGAUCAACGGAGUGAGCAACGAUUGGGAUAUCUACUACUGGGCCACCGAUGUAAAGCCAACGCCCCAGGAGUACGACACGGAGAUCAUGGAACUGUUGAAGGAGCACGUUAAGAAUGCAGAGCGUGUUUCACGCCUCCGUCAACCGGAUUUAAAUACUUAGUCUGUCCCUUAAAAACUUGUUUGCUUGUGUUUAUAGAAGUUAAUGUUUUAUCCAGGAGAUCAAACCCAAAACAAAUCCUUUUAAACAGAAUCUCCAUGAAUUGCUAAAGAUCAA
Molecule: messenger RNA, 780 nt
Organism: Drosophila ficusphila
Lineage: Eukaryota; Metazoa; Arthropoda; Insecta; Diptera; Drosophilidae
Product: succinate dehydrogenase assembly factor 2-A, mitochondrial
Exons: 3
Coding region: 181-666 (161 amino acids)
Biological process (GO): tricarboxylic acid cycle; protein-FAD linkage; mitochondrial respiratory chain complex II assembly
Cellular component (GO): mitochondrion
Source: RefSeq, a predicted model, not a curated record